Pieris rapae (cabbage white) is the source of this 798-nucleotide messenger RNA. Its product is annotated as general odorant-binding protein 72. Lineage: Eukaryota; Metazoa; Arthropoda; Insecta; Lepidoptera; Pieridae. Gene Ontology annotation, cellular component: extracellular region. The record is from RefSeq and is a predicted model, not a curated record. The transcript is spliced from 5 exons. Gene Ontology annotation, molecular function: dibutyl phthalate binding; odorant binding. Bases 115 to 543 code for a protein of 142 amino acids. Gene Ontology annotation, biological process: sensory perception of smell; olfactory behavior.
UUAAUUGUUGACAUACCUUGUAAAAGACCGACCAUUACUAGCACUCUACAAUUAAUUUGACGUUAUAUUAAUAGGGAACAAGAAAUCGACAUUCAUUUGUUUGUUUUCGCUGUAAUGGAAGGAAAAGAAUUUUGUUCUAUUAUAAUAAUUUCUCUGUUGAUAGGUGAAAUUGACUCCAUGACAAGGCAGCAAAUCAAAAAUGCUGCUAAAAUCGUGAAAAGGAACUGUAUGAACAAGAAUAAUGUUACGGAAGAUUUGAUUGGUGACAUAGAAAAAGGCAAGUUUAUUGAAGAAAGACCAGUCAUGUGCUACAUCGCCUGUGUUUAUAAGACAACACAAAUCGUCAAAAACAAUAAAAUAAAUUACGAGGCAUCCCUGAAACAAGUACAAAUUAAUUAUCCUGAUGAUAUGAAGGAAGGUAUGCUGAUUUCCAUAGAGAAUUGUAAAGGCUUGCUUAAAAAAUACAAGGACCUGUGUGAGUCAGCAUAUUGGACAGCGAAAUGUAUUUAUGAAGAUAAUCCCAAGAAUUUCUUAUUUCCAUAAUAAAUUGAUAAACAAUUUCAAAAAUCACUGUAAAUGUUUUUUUUUCAUAAAUGAAACUUUUCCCCCGUUAAUGCUGGCUGAUAUUGGUUUAUAGAAAAAAAAUAUAACCUUCCUCUGUAUGUUUAUGGCUAGAUAAUAACUAAAAUGUUUAGACAAAAACCGUUUACUAAAAUUAAAGAAAAUCUUUAGUUGGAUAUGUAAAUUUUUUUUAAUAUUUAAGUUGGCGUCGAGUAAACAGUUCCAAUGACUUCAGAG